CUGACCUUUUGUAAUUCUAACCUCUCAAUUUCCAGAAGCCGAAAGCGAUUACAAUUCUGAAGACUAGAACGAUUUUUUCCACAUUGAAGAUGGCGUUGACUGAAGUAUCCGCGAACAAAGUAUUCGGGGGAGUACAGAAGGUGUUCACGCACGAAUCGAAGGAGGUGGAAUGCGUGAUGAGGUUCGGAGUCUACCUGCCGCCCCAGGCGGAGGAGAAAAAGUUGCCGGUCAUCUACUGGCUCUCCGGCCUGACGUGUUCCGAGGCGAAUUUCAUCGAAAAAGCGGGUGCCCAACGGUACGCCGCCGAACACGGGGUCAUUAUCGUCAAUCCGGACACCUCACCGCGUGGCUUAAAUCUGCCCGGCGACUCGGACAAUUGGGAUUUCGGUGUGGGGGCCGGGUUUUACGUUAACGCCACCCAAAGUCCGUGGAAGAACAACUACAGGAUGUUCAGCUAUGUCACCAACGAGCUUAUUAACGUCGUUAACGCGAAUUUUAAUGUGAUUGAGGGCAAACAGUCCAUCAUGGGUCACAGUAUGGGUGGCCACGGUGCUCUGAUCAGUGCGUUAAAAAAUCCGGGACUUUAUAAGUCUGUGUCAGCCUUUGCGCCCAUUUGUAAUCCUUCCAAGUGUCCCUGGGGAGUGAAAGCGUUCACCGGGUACUUGGGACCGAAAGAGACGGCCGACUGGAGCGAGUGGGAUGCCACUGAACUGGUCAAGAAGUACAAUGGGCCCAUUUUAGAACUUCUGAUUGAUCAGGGUUUGGAGGACAAUUUCCUAAAGCAAGAUCAGCUUUUACCUGAAAACUUAUUAGAGGCGUGCCAAAAGGCCGGAGUACCAGCGAUUUUGAACAAACGCGAGGGCUACAACCACAGCUAUUUCUACAUCGCUUCGUUUAUUGGGGAACACAUCGCAUACCACGCCAAACACUUGGACAAAUGAACCAAAUCCCUUGUGAUAUAUUGUAAUAAAACGCAUAUUUGAAUUAUUUUUUAAUACAGUAUAAAUUACAUCAUA
Messenger RNA from Aethina tumida (small hive beetle), 1016 nucleotides. RefSeq names its product S-formylglutathione hydrolase. NCBI's taxonomy places the organism in Eukaryota, Metazoa, Arthropoda, Insecta, Coleoptera, Nitidulidae. Gene Ontology annotation, cellular component: cytosol. Gene Ontology annotation, biological process: formaldehyde catabolic process. The transcript is spliced from 5 exons. Gene Ontology annotation, molecular function: S-formylglutathione hydrolase activity. The coding region runs from base 90 to 941 and encodes 283 amino acids. The record is from RefSeq and is a predicted model, not a curated record.